Molecule: messenger RNA, 1791 nt
Organism: Penaeus monodon (black tiger shrimp)
Lineage: Eukaryota; Metazoa; Arthropoda; Malacostraca; Decapoda; Penaeidae
Exons: 12
Coding region: 1-1791 (596 amino acids)
Cellular component (GO): membrane
Molecular function (GO): ligand-gated monoatomic ion channel activity
Source: RefSeq, a predicted model, not a curated record
AUGAUCCUGUGUCCGCUGAUCGCGACUCUUUUCCUUGCCUCAUCUCUAGCUGGAAUCCCUUCACCUCCAGCUAACCACACGUUCACCACAGCUGUAGGAGCAAUAAAGGAUAUUUUUGCAUCCGUAUCCCUUCAGCGUUGCUCCGCCAUAUUGGUGACGGAUGGAACAGUUUCAACGCCUGCCAUCUAUGAGGUGCUUGCCAGUAUCCCAGCUCCGUGGGGCGUGGGUGUGUACGAAAUAAUCUUGAAGAAAGAUAAUAGUACUGAAGUGGAGAAUUCUCGAAUAUUAAGCGAGGCCCGGAAGUUGCGUAUGUCGUCGUGGUGCGCGAACGUGGUCGUACUGAGCGACGACCCCGCCUCCCUGGCCUCCUUCGCCGAGUCGUCGCUCCGGGGCCGCCUCCUGGUGUGGGCCACGAGGCUCCUGGUCGUCACCCGCCUGCCCCUUCAGGAGAUCGACGGCGUCCUUUCAACCCACUGGACUUUCUCCAUGAUGAACACUAUGGUCGCUAUCUUGGGAGAGGAGAAUUUUACCCGCGUGUACUCCCACCUGCCGUACACCCCAGCAGGAAGCCAAGUGGUGCGUUUGGCUCACUGGACCCCUCAGCGUGGCCUAGCCGUUCGAAAUGGCUCAAAACUCUUCCCGCAGAAGUUUGAUAAUUUUUAUGGAGGUACGAUCAAUGUGACAGCGAAAAACUAUAAGCCUCUAUGGUUUGAAGUAGAGGAGGUUGCACCCAAUGGCGGGGUUGUGAAAAGAACCACUGGAAUGGACUACCUCCUCCUUGAUGCCGUGUCGAAGAGCUUGAAUUUUACGUACAACAAUCUCCAUGUCGACUCGUGGGCAGAGGCUUUAGACUUUACAAGCCAAAGGAUCUCCUUCGUAACACCCGUAUACCACGCUGUCCUCGCCACACGUCUGAAGCGCUUUGACUACAGCAUGGGCUACACUUUUGCCUUCAUAUCCUUCAGUAUGAAAAAGCCUGAAAUUCAGCCUCAGUGGCAAAGCCUGUAUUACCCUCUGGCGGACCAAGUGUGGCUGGCUAUCCUGAUGAUCGUGGCCCGCAUAGAGGCUUCUCUCUUGGAUCUUCGUGAUGUGAUGACUCUAAGAAACGGGUACACACUGAUGUUCGGAUCUCUGCUUGGGCAAAGCGUAGACAUGGGGAAGACCAGCAAGAAUGGCAUCCGAGUGCUUGUAGGAGGAUGGCUGAUCUUUGCUUUCAUCAUAGGAACGGCUUAUCGAGGCAACCUGACCGCAGCUCUCACUCUGCCCAAAUACCCGCCGAGGCCCGAGACGAUCGAGCAACUCGUCGACAACGCCAAAAUGGUAACCAUUAUGCCAUGGGGGAAGGAUUUCAAGACCUACUUUAAGGAUUCGGACUCUCCCGUGUUCGAAAAGCUGUCAGAUCUGAUGCUUGUGGGAAUUGACACUGUCGAGGGACUGCAACAAGCGAUCGAUUCAAGACAAGCACACAUGGAGACCAUCCACAAGCUAAAACUCGACAUCGCCGAACAAUUCACUCAACUGGACGGCUCGACCCAGCUGUACAUCGGCCGAGAAAGCGUGAUGCCCGGACUAGCUGCCUGGCCUCUCCCUCACGACGCACCUUACACGGAAAAUAUCAAUCGCUGUCUGCACGCUGUUGUAGAGGCCGGACUCUACAACAAAUGGGAAGCUCAAAUGGUAGACCUCGUGCGCCGCCAAAGUCGCAUCGAAAGGCUCAACAUGGUGUUCAGUUCGCUCGUUUUCGUGGCGGAGGUUAUCUGGGCUUCGGCAGUGCGUAAAGAGAGUUAUUAG